ACUAUUUAUUUUAUUUCAAUUUAAAUAUUUAAACCACAAAUAUCUGUGAUUUAAACUAUUUUAAACAAGUGUAUUUAUUAUAUUCUUUUCAAUCUUUAAAAUAUAUAUAUUUUUGUAUUUUUAUACUCAACAUGGAUUUUAAAACAGACGACACUCUGCCUGAUGAUGCAUGGAUGGAUUCAUUUGAUAAAUUAUUAGACCAAAGACCUGCCUUAAGAGAAUUAAAUGUAAUAAAAAAAGAUAUACGUGCUUCCUUUAAUCUGAACUCAAGCUACGAAAAUAGUAGUUAUGACAACACUAUGUCUAAAAAGCAUGAACCACAACAAAUGGAUACCUCCGUUUCAUGUUCAUCACAGGCAUCCUUACCGACAAAUGCACACUAUCUUAAUAUACCCUCAAAUUCAAAAGGAAAUGAACGAUGUAUGCUAUCUGGUGUAAUUUCAACUCCCGUCAGAAAUAAAAGUAUAGCAAAUCCAUUCAAAUGCACUCUGUCUCCUAUAGGACCUUGGGAUUUGCGACAUUUCAGUAACAAAAGCCAAAAUGUGUGCAAAAGCCAAAAUAGUAAUGUGAAAUUUAACGCUACACCAAUCACAAAUAAUCCUAUAGUUAAUGUUGAAUACGUAGAGGAAUUAAAUAGUCCUAAAGAAUCAAAUAAUAUAUAUUCACUUGGGAUCUCCCCGCUUGUAUUAGUUAAAAAGAAAUGGAAAUCCAAACAAAGUCAAAAACAAGUUUGUUUUGCCUCCAAUGAAUUGAAUAAGGAUAAUGAAAUUACAAAUAAUUCUAAGCUGGAGGUAGUAGAGCUAGACCCUUCACCCUUACGCCCUAAGAUAGAUUUACAGCCUGGAAAAUGGCGAAAAUCGUUAAACUGCUUACGUCGAACACAACAUCCUACAUUAGAAAAAGACCGUAUAUCAUUAACGAAACAGCACCAUAAAGGUAGAAGUACAGGUGUUAUUGGAAGACCUAAAUCAUUAGCAACUACCACAAGUAUCGCUGGUAACCGUAAAUCAAUUUAUAUACCAUCAAAUUCAACUCAAACUAGAUCAGGUUCAAGGUCAACAUACAGCUUAGGAAGUAAUGAUUUUAAGCGACAGAUAUUGCAGCGUUGCGGGCAACGUCGCAUUUUAACAUUUGAUAGUGCAUACAACGAAGAUUACUUACGAAAUUGUUACAAAAUUGGAGAAGGAGCUUAUGGGGAGGUUUUUGUUCAUUCAAACCCUAAUAAUCGAGAAGCUAACAACGACAGUGUCGAAAAGACAGUAUUAAAAAUAAUACCCAUAGAGGGAAAGGAAGUAGUUAAUGGUGAAGUGCAAAAAACCUAUGAACAAAUUCUUCCUGAAGUUAUUAUUUCAAUGGAACUAUGUAAUUUAAGCGACGACAACCGCAUAAAGAAUGUAACGUCUGGAUUUGUAAAUCUUAAAAAGGUAAGAUGCAUUAAAGGAUCUUAUCCUGCAUACCUUCAAAAACUUUGGGAGGAAUACGAUUUGGAAAAAGAGUCAGAAAACGAUCACCCAAAUUGUUUUACAAAAGAUCAGCAAUAUAUAGUCUUGGAAUUAGCAUAUAGCGGUAGAGAUCUAGAAGGAUUUCAGUUCAAAAAUGCUGAACAGACAUUUUAUGCUUUACAACAGAUAAUAUUAACAUUAGCUGUGGGCGAGAAUGAAUUUCAAUUUGAGCAUCGUGACUUACAUUGGGGCAAUGUCUUAGUUCUUAAUACCAACCGACCAAGUAUACCGUAUAAGCUUGGGGAUGAUAAUAUUACUAUACCCACCAAGGGCAUUGAAAUAACUAUUAUAGACUACACUUUAUCACGAAUGACAUUUAAUGACUAUUGUUUUUACAACGAUUUAUCCAGUGACGAAGAGCUUUUUACCGCAACCGGUGAUUAUCAGUUUGAAAUAUAUCGAAUGAUGCGAAAAGUUUUAAACAAUAAAUGGGAGACAUUCGAACCAAAAACAAACAUAUAUUGGAUCUCAUAUAUCAUAUCAAAAAUGGUCGAUGGCGUUACCUAUAAAAAUAUACGAUCGAAGAAUCAUUUACAUUAUUUGGAAAAGUUAAAACAGUUUCAAAAAUCAAUAUUAACGUACAAAAGUUGUGUGGAUUGUGUUCGGAAUGUGCUUUUACAGUAAUGUCUUAAUUUAUUUUCUACUUUAUACAUAUGAUAAUAUCUACUUUAUUUUUUUUUUUAUUUUAUUUUUAUCAAAUGUUUAUUAUUUUUUAUUAAACCGCUUUUUUCUAAAGGUUCAUAACCUCAAUUGAAUCUUUUGUAUAUGUACAUGUAUAUGUGCCUGUUUUUAUUUUUGCUAUUUAAUGUUUUUUUAAGUUAUGUCACAUAUCUUGUUAAAAUGUUUUACUCGAAACAAUGUUUUAUAAUUAUGACUCUUUAGUCAAAAUAUAAGCGAAAUUAUUUAAUAUUUUUGAGCUCAUAUAUA
Messenger RNA from Lucilia cuprina (Australian sheep blowfly), 2429 nucleotides. RefSeq names its product serine/threonine-protein kinase haspin homolog (gene Haspin). Gene Ontology annotation, molecular function: histone H3T3 kinase activity; ATP binding. Gene Ontology annotation, biological process: mitotic cell cycle; intracellular signal transduction; protein phosphorylation. NCBI's taxonomy places the organism in Eukaryota, Metazoa, Arthropoda, Insecta, Diptera, Calliphoridae. The transcript has 6 exons. The coding region runs from base 132 to 2126 and encodes 664 amino acids. Gene Ontology annotation, cellular component: nucleus; cytoplasm. The record is from RefSeq and is a predicted model, not a curated record.